Salvia hispanica is the source of this 874-nucleotide messenger RNA. RefSeq lists its product as uncharacterized. NCBI's taxonomy places the organism in Eukaryota, Viridiplantae, Streptophyta, Magnoliopsida, Lamiales, Lamiaceae. Gene Ontology annotation, cellular component: plasma membrane. The record is from RefSeq and is a predicted model, not a curated record.
UAUGUGCAACUGCAACUAUCUCUCAGUCCACACACACAAUUCCUCUCCAAAAUGGCAACAUUUCUUUGGGCUUGGGUUUCUACCUUCUGCAUUUUAUUGGUCAUUGCAAAUGCGCAAGCACCCGCAGCUUCACCUUCUAAUACCCCAUCAGCGACGCCUACACCAGCCGCUGCAGCAUCACCACCAACUGUAGCCACGCCAUCAGUCGCCCCAACCACUCCACCGCCACCACAACCUCCAAUAAGCCCACCCGUUGCAAGUCCAACCCUCCCACCGGCAUUACCACCAGCUGUACCUCCACCACAAGCAUCCCCCACACCAACGCAGCAGCCAGCACCGGCUCCUGCUGUAAAAGCACCUGCACCAGCACCAGUAGUACAGGCACCGGUGUCCCCACCUGUGGCAUCACCAGCACCAGCACCGGCUUUACAACCACCGGUCCCUGCACCAGUGGAGGUCCCCUCACCUGCACCAGCACCCGCCAAGCACAAGAAACAAAAGCACAAACACAGGCAUCACCAUGCACCAGCACCGGCACCGAUUGUUGUUAAAAGCCCUCCGGCACCACCAACCUCCCAAGACACAGAAGACACAGCACCGGCACCCUCACCAACCUUAAAUUUGAAUGGCGCCAUCACACUUGAUCAGCAUGGAAGAACAAGAAUGCAGGUGACCGUCGGAUUGGCCCUGACUACCUUGUUGGCUGUCAGCGGUUUCUUCUUCUAAUUUAUACUGUGGGACCAUUUUGGCAUUGGAGAAAGGUGUAUUGGCAUACAGAAGAGGAUCAGAGCAGUUUUAUCUAUAUGAUAUUCAUUCAUUAUCUCCAAAAUGUUUUACUAUCAUUUAUAAAUUUAAAAUUUGACAUAUUUUUCAA